AUGAACUUGAUUGACAUCCUUUGGAGGCAAGAUAUAGACCUUGGGGCAAGGCGUGAAGUUUUUGAUUUUAGUCAACGACGGAAGGAGUAUGAACUCGAGAAGCAGAAGAAGCUUGAAAAGGAAAGACAAGAGCAGCUCCAAAAAGAGCAGGAGAAAGCCUUGCUGGCUCAGCUGGAGUUAGACGAAGAGACAGGUGAAUUUGUUCCUGUUCAGCGCAUUCAGUCUGAAAAUCCUGAGCCAGCAAUCAGUUUUUCACAGGUAAACUCUUAGCAUGUGUGUGUGACAGAGGCCUUGUCCUUUGAUGACUGCAUGCAGCUCUUGGCAGAAGCGUUCCCGUUUAUAGACGACAAUGAGGCUUCUUCAGCUGCAUUUCAGUCACUGGUUCCUGCUCAGAUUGAUAGCAACCCAGUCUUCAUUUCCUCUGAUCAGACUCAGUCACCUGAAUCACCUGUUCUAGUUCCACUUACUGAUGCGGAGAAUAUGCAGAACAUAGAGCAAGUUUGGGAAGAAUUACUGUCCCUUCCAGAGUUACAGUGUCUUAACAUCGAAAAUGAUAACCUGGCUGAGGUAAGCACAAUCGCAAGCCCUGAAACCAAGCCAGCAGAGAUGCAAAACAGCUAUAAUUACUACAGCUCGUUACCCAUGAUGAGAAAAUAUGUUAACUGCAGUCCAGAUUUCCUGGAUAGUAUUGAGGGCCCCUUUUCCAGCAUUUUGCCAUCAGAAGACACGGGCCAGCUGAGUGUGAACUCUUUAAAUGACACACCCCCUUCAAACUCCGAUUUCUGUGAGGAUUUCUACGCCACCUUUAUUGACACAAAGGUGAACGGUGACACAGCAACAACAAACACUAUCAGUCAAUCACUCGUGGAAAUUCUAAGUGAACCUAUUGAUCUUUCCGAUUUCUCGCUGUGUAAAGCUUUUAACGGCAACCACUCAGGAACCAUACCAGAAUGUAACGAUUCUGACUCUGGUAUCUCGUUAAAUGCAAGUUCUAGCAUAACAUCGCCUGAACACUCUCUCGAAUCAUCUGCCUAUGGGGAUAAGACUUUGGGCUGCAGCGAUUCUGAAAUGGAAGACAUGGAUAGUGCUCCUGGAAGUGUGCUGCAGAGCAAUGCUAGUGCGUACUCUUUGCACUUCCAGGAUCAAGCAUUUUCCUCUGUGGGGCCAAGCACUCAAACACCAAGUUUGAAGUCUACAAACACACCAAAGAAAGAACCCCCGGCUGGUCCAGGCCACCCCAAAGCUCCAUUCACAAAAGAUAAACCUUCGAGCCGCCUUGAGGCUCAUCUCACAAGAGAUGAGCAAAGAGCAAAAGCUCUGCAGAUCCCCUUUCCUGUUGAAAAAAUCAUAAAUCUCCCCGUUGAUGACUUCAACGAAAUGAUGUCUAAGGAGCAGUUCAACGGAGCCCAGCUUGCACUUAUUCGCGAUAUACGCAGGAGAGGCAAGAACAAAGUGGCUGCUCAAAACUGCCGCAAAAGAAAACUGGAAAAUAUAGUGGAACUGGAGCAAGACUUGAGUAACCUAAAAGAUGAGAGAGAGAAAUUGCUUAAGGAGAAAGGAGAGCACGACAAAAGCCUUCGGCAAAUGAAAAAGCAGCUAACCACCUUGUACCUUGAGGUCUUCAGCAUGCUACGCGAUGAAGACGGCAAGUCUUACUCUCCUAGUGAAUAUUCACUGCAGCAAACUAGAGAUGGCAACGUCUUUCUUGUUCCUAAAAGCAGGAAGUCAGAGACUAAACUCUGAAGGGCAUCAGAGCUGGCUACUGUUCUCUGAGUUAUUAUUUUUGUAUUAGAAUCCUGGUAGUUUUUACUGAGGUGGAAUGCAGAAUUAGGUAAUAUUUUUCAAGUAAUUAUAUGCAAUGAUGAUUUCAAAUUUAAUAAUUAGUUUAUGGAAGAUGCAAGUUUAAAACUAAUAGUGUAAUGCAAAUGGAGGUAUGCAAAAUUUGUAAUCUCACUUUUGUAACAGGUAUUUCCUUCUUAUAGCACCACUUUGACUAGUUUCCAUAUACAUGUAAAUAUUUAAAAAUACCGUAUUUAUAUACUGUUCCUAUCACAUUAUAUUCACAGAUUUAUUUGAGAUAUAUAUAUAAAUGAUUUUAGCCUUCUAAAUAUAAUUUCUUGCAA
Molecule: messenger RNA, 2123 nt
Organism: Apaloderma vittatum (bar-tailed trogon)
Lineage: Eukaryota; Metazoa; Chordata; Aves; Trogoniformes; Trogonidae
Gene: NFE2L2
Product: nuclear factor, erythroid 2-like 2
Exons: 4
Biological process (GO): cellular response to oxidative stress; regulation of transcription by RNA polymerase II
Cellular component (GO): nucleus
Molecular function (GO): RNA polymerase II cis-regulatory region sequence-specific DNA binding; DNA-binding transcription factor activity, RNA polymerase II-specific
Source: RefSeq, a predicted model, not a curated record